This is a messenger RNA of Zerene cesonia (dogface butterfly), 4174 nucleotides long. Its product is annotated as guanylate cyclase D. The transcript is spliced from 15 exons. Bases 274 to 3876 code for a protein of 1200 amino acids. Gene Ontology annotation, biological process: receptor guanylyl cyclase signaling pathway; protein phosphorylation; intracellular signal transduction. The record is from RefSeq and is a predicted model, not a curated record. NCBI's taxonomy places the organism in Eukaryota, Metazoa, Arthropoda, Insecta, Lepidoptera, Pieridae. Gene Ontology annotation, molecular function: peptide receptor activity; guanylate cyclase activity; protein kinase activity.
CAGGCGGGCGGCAGGCGGGCGGCACUCGGCAGCCCGCCGCCACCGCAGUUGCCGCGGCGCGCGUCCGCCGGCCGCGUGGUAUGAGCCGCCGGCCCCGCCGAGCAGCGAGCGCGUCGCCGACUCGAUGCCUCGCGGCUCUCCGCGCUGCCGUGUGCGCCCGCAACUGCCUUGAGGAGAAAUCCGUUUGAUCUGGCGCGGUCAGGCGAGCGUGUAAUUGGUGCAGCGAAGCGCGCGGGCGGCACGCGCAUGGCGGCCGGCCCCUGACGCCGCGCCAUGCGCGCUCGCCGGCCGCCCCGCUCCCGUGCCUCGCUCGCGCUUCUCAUCGUGCUGCCCGUGCUCGCGGCUUCGGCGCCAACACCGGACUUCACUCCACUCCUGUUUAUACUUCGCUCCGCGUGCCCUUUUGCCGAUCCGCAACUACAUUCUGAGCACAAUCUUCGCAGCUACGCUACUGCUACACAGCGCAACAGACUCUUGUCACGUCCGUUUCGUAUUCUGACUUACGAUGAGACGUGUGGUGAAAACUCGAGCCUUACGAUUACGCGUAAUUCCCUGGUCACGUUGGGUGCUGGAGGAGUGUGUGUGUACGUAGGAUGGCCUGGGGCGGAGGCUUGCAGCGCUGCGUCCACAGCGGCCCACGCAAUGGGUCUCCCGCAGCCGGCAGCUUGUGCUGCAACAUAUGCGCGCGCUUCUGUGCUGACUUUUCUAGCACGUCGCUUGCAUUGGAGGCGAGCCCUCCUCGAGCCCGAAUCGACUAUGUCCUCAGAAUGUAAAAUAGCCAUUAACCAAAUAGAAUCAGCUUUACUCACUGCCGGUGUUCAAGUUCACAGGGAAUCACUUGAUUUAGAAACAAUUAACAAUUUCCAUGUAUCAGUGAUUUGUAAUGAUCAAUCAAAAAAUAAACGUGGGAAUAUUGUUUCGAUGGUGAUUAUUCUGCACAUAAUAGACUCGUAUAAUAUCGCGAGACAAGAGAUUCCAUUACCUACUCAAACUUUGAACAUCGUUAAUGCUACAUCUGACCUCGACCCAUAUGAGGAAACUUUUCCGUCGCCUUCGAGCUAUAUCAUAGGCUCUCAUCAUAAGAAUCUUACUUACGUUUUACGUCACAAAACUGCAGCAACAUCUCCUAAUGAAAUUCAAUUAAAUUUGUCAGAUUCCGAAAGUAAAUUAAUUAUUAAUCAAAAUAUUGAUAAAAGUAGUACAAUUUCUUCUCGUUUGUAUGGUUUGGAUUCCGUAAACUAUCUCAAAGCUAUUGUUCUUGCUGAUAUUGAUAAUUACGAAUCGAACAAAACAUACGACAAUGCCAUUGAUGCUUUAAGGUUAUAUUAUUCUGGAAAAAAUACUACAGUAGAAAACAUUUUCCAAAUGUAUGAAAGCAAAUUAGUAAAUGGAACGCCAACGUGGGUACCUAUUACACAAUUAAUAACAAAGUCAAAAGAAUCUAAAGAUUACAGCAAGGUAUGGGAGACUGAUGUGUUAUGGGAAAGGACAGUAGAUAUUGAUAUUUGGUGUAAAGAACAUGUUGCACAACGCGUUGAAGAAAUGUAUGAUAUGUCAAUAAUUUCUAUAAGAAGCUCAACAGCGACAUCGGGUAUUCUGUGUAUAGUCGGCGCAGCGGUUAUCGCACUAGGCGCCAUUGGCCUCACAAUUUUUACAACGAGGCGGACGCUUGCUAAGCGAAUGCAGCGACGUCCCCGAGCAGCAGUUAUUUUAGCCGCUGCUGACUUUCAAUUUCCCGCUGACGAACAACGCCGCGUGGGCGAAGGAAUGGAAACUAUGUUGACGUGGUUGCAGCAGCUCCACGACUUGAAUGGGCCGGAACCCGAUAAACCGGACCUGUUGAAGCGACCGACGGCGCCCUCGGCGCCUUCCUCUACCUGUAGCGUUACACGUCUCCCGCCUGAUGGCCGAAUCCGCUACAAGGGCGAUCCUGUUCACAUGAAAUAUUUUCCAGCAACAGGACUAGAAUUGAAACGAAAAGCAAUAGAUAUACUUUUAGUCAUGCAAAGUCUACGACACGAGAACCUGAAUCCAUUUAUCGGGUGCUUAUGCGAAGUUCGGCCGGCGUUAGUUCUGGAGCUGUGCAGCCGCGGCUCGCUGGAGGACGUGCUGGUCGCAGACGACAUCCGCCUCGACUGGACGUUUCGCUUGUCGCUGCUGACGGACCUGGUGCGCGGCAUGCGCUAUCUGCAUGGCUCGCCUCUGCGCGUGCAUGGCCGCCUCACUUCGCGCAACUGUGUUGUCGAUUCACGCUGGGUGUUGCGCAUCACGGAUUACGGAGUCCCAGCGUUCACACACACCCAGUCGCUUCCAAUGCCUACGAGAACAGCCCGCGAUUUGUUAUGGUCUGCUCCAGAGUUGCUAAGAGCUGGAGAAGCGGCACAGGGAACCCAAGCCGGGGACGUAUUUUCAUUUUCUAUUAUAAUGCAAGAAGUUAUUGUACGAGGUGAACCUUAUUGUAUGUUGGCAUUAACACCAGAAGAGAUAAUUGAGAAAUUGUGUCGACCUCCUCCACUGAUCAGACCGUCGGUGUCAAUGGGCGCAGCACCGCCUGAGGCAGUUAACGUGAUGCGGCAGUGCUGGAGCGAGCAGCCAGAUAUGCGACCCGAUUUCAAUGGCUUGUAUGAAAUCUUUCGACAUUUGCAUCGCGGCCGCAAAAUAAAUAUUGUCGACUCGAUGUUUGAAAUGUUAGAAAAAUAUAGCAAUAAUUUAGAAGAAUUAAUUAAGGAACGCACGGAGCAACUUGACAUGGAGAAAAAGAAAACUGAACAAUUACUUAAUAGAAUGCUUCCUAGAUCGGUGGCAGAGCGUCUGAUGUUUGGAUUGCGCGUGGAGCCGGAGGAGUUUGAAGAAGUGUCUAUUUACUUUAGCGACAUCGUCGGCUUCACAGCCAUCGCGGCGCGCUCCACCCCCGUGCAGGUCGUCGAUCUCCUCAAUGACCUUUACACUACUUUCGAUGCUGCUAUAGAGCAAUAUCGCGUCUAUAAGGUGGAAACCAUUGGCGACGCUUAUAUGGUAGUUGGUGGGCUUCCUAUACGUUGCACGGAUCACGCCGAGAACGUGGCAACUAUGGCGCUGCACCUGCUGCACCUAGCUGGUCGGUUCCGUAUACGGCAUUCCCCUGCUACGCCUCUUCACCUGCGCAUCGGACUUCACAGUGGAGCAUGCUGCGCCGGCGUCGUGGGACUGACCAUGCCCCGUUACUGCCUCUUCGGUGACACAGUCAACACUGCGUCACGAAUGGAGUCUACCGGGGCAGCAUGGCGCAUCCAGGUGUCGAGUGCGACUGCGGAGCGACUGGUGGCAGCGGGUGGCUAUCGCCUGCGCUCGCGAGGCCUCACGCAAGUGAAGGGCAAAGGCGCUAUGCACACCUAUUGGCUGCUCGGCAAGGACGGCUUUGAUAAGACACUUCCUACGCCUCCACCGCUAGAAUCAGAAGAAGUGUUAUUUGAGACGGAAGCCGAAAAUGAAAGCGAUAUUUCUGAUGAGCCUAUUCCUCUUUCUACACAAGCAGUGGAGAGGCAGUGCUCCGACCCCUCUUCGGGCGGUUGGCAGCGGUCGGGCGCGCUGUCGGCGGACAGCUCGCCGCCGGCGGGCGCGCGCUACCGCUACCUGCGCGCCUCCCUCUCCACCGUGGCCGGCGCGCUCGACACGCCGCGCCUCUCCGAUCGCCGCGUGACCAGCGGCACGCGUGUCCUACGGCGGCAGUGGUCACUGGAGCGGGGAGACGCGCUAGCAGCAGCGGCGGCCGAGGGGCCCGCUGAAGCCUCUCCGGCGCAGGAGCCGCUGGCCCUGCGCGCGCCCCCUCCCCGCGCCGCACCGCCGCGCUACCGCACGCGUCCCGACGUGUCACAGAGUAGCGACGGCGAACGGUAGCCCAGCCUGCGCCAUGUCGCCCUCCGCGUGCCGAGCCCCGCGUGCUGCGUCCCCGCACCGCACCUCCCCUGCGCCAGCGACGCGCGCAAUCCCCACCAAUUCCCUGACAAUAAUAUUAAUGUCGUUUCUAACGGAAUUUGAUCGACUCAUAAUUAUAUUUUACUUCGUCGUUCAUAGUUCUUAAUAUUAUAAUUAUUAUAGUCUUCGUGAAUUAGUGAUAGUUGAUGUCGAUUAUUUAUUUUUUUUACGAGUGCUCCUCACGUUUAAAAUUUCGACUUGGUAAAACGUGUAUUUUUGA